GCCCUCUGGUCCGGAACAACUAGUUCAGUCUUUUCUCCAUCCUUCCAUUCUUGUUUUCGUACUGACCUGGAGCAGUGUCAGUACUUUUCUCUCUGCAUAUCAUAUCAUAUCAUCUCCCUCCAUACAGAAGUACUCUUGGUACAGUACAUACACACAUUGAUGGUCUACGACGCAGAGUCAAAAUAAAUGAAGUUACAGAUCCUUGGUGCUUGAAUCCUGUUUUCGUCUUUCUCUCUCUCUCCCAUUUUUCCCUCUCUUUUUAUUUUUACUUUUACUUUUAUUUGAUAAUAUUUUUUUUUUCUUUUUUUCUCUUUUCCAAAACCCAAUUCAGCGCGUCCUGAAUAUAGCAGGCAAAGGUUAUUGAAUCACGGAUAAAUCGGAUACGACGGUAUGUAUACUAUGUAUGCCCCGUACCGUACAUACAUACAUAUCCAUACAUACAUGCAUCUCACUUGGCACCAACCAGCUCCACCUCUAGCUCUCUCCAUUCUGAUACCCAUCUAACCUGCUUUUCUAAUCUUCCCCGUGCGAGAAGAGGAAGGAUUCUUUAGGGUGUAUCAGCUAUCCGCUAUCGACCUAGUAUAUCAGAGAUGAAUGCGGAAGACUCCACCAGGGAAGGGCAGUCCGCCAACCAGAUGAUGUGCUGGACUCCUCUUUCCAAGACAAAGAGCAUCUGCGCUGUGGAACCCAAAGGUUUCACUCUUGGCAAGAAGGUGACGUUUGCACCCUGGGUUCCAGUGGCAGUAUUUUGUUUUCUCGCUGGUUGGACCCAUGGUUUCACUGCCCACCUCUUGGACGGAAGAGAAGCCAGGGAGCUCUGGCCAACGCUGACAGAAUUGACUCGACCUUGGUUGGCACCCUUUCUGAGCAAAAGGUCCUUCCUCUCUCAGUACAUUGACAAAGUCUCCGUGGUCUGAGGUUCACUGUAAGGUACAGACUCUUUUUUCGUGUGUCUCCACAUUAUAUCAUGCCGGAUACCUCCUGUUGCCAUAUCCGACCCCUUUUACCUUUGUCGGAAUUGUUGAGAGAAUCCAUAACAGUCCAAAUUGCCAAUUCAGGCAGGUAGAUAGACUAUAGAUAGGAUGAAAGAGCCUAUUGAUACCCCAUGCAAACAACUCCAUUUCGUUGCGAGUGGUUACCAGCUGUCCGACUCGAGUGGUACAGUAAAAGCUUUAGAGUGUAACUGACUCGUGCAAUG
This is a messenger RNA of Aspergillus caelatus, 1198 nucleotides long. RefSeq lists its product as uncharacterized. The record is from RefSeq and is a predicted model, not a curated record. The transcript has a single exon. Bases 591 to 917 code for a protein of 108 amino acids. Lineage: Eukaryota; Fungi; Ascomycota; Eurotiomycetes; Eurotiales; Aspergillaceae.